AUGGCCAUCCUCAAGGAAGGGAUGAUGGCCUGCGCCAGAGCAAACGUGACCAGAUUCACGAGCGAGCUCAUCCAGCGCAAAAACGCAUGUGCCAACCUCCUGACCGAACACAAUCUUCGAACUCCCGACGUGAUCUGGGAGCCCAAACACGGAGAAGGCUACGAGCCCUUUACCGCCGGAGACAAAGCCAAAUUCAAGCUCGUCACGACCGUGACUUACGAGAACGGCAAGCUCGUCUGGCCCCCGAAAUUCACUCGUCUGAGUGACGAACUCGUCUACCUGGCAACCAAGUUCCUGAAAGUCACCGAGCGAGCAGCCAACUAUCCCUAUGAUUUCAAUGAGCGUGGCGAUAUCCGCGAGGAGCGUGUUCCUUCCGGUGUCUCGCCGAUUGUCUGGGCUCACGGGCUGCCCUUCUUCCCCGUUUUCAAGGGCUAUUACAUUCUCUGUGGACGUGAGCAUGCACGUUGGGUCGGAUGGCUUCUUAAUAAGAAGGAGCACCGGAUCAUGGUUGCAUGCCCCAUGUGGACGAUCGGACCCGUCAUAGCACCUGGUUCAGCCGUGAAUCUGCCUCGCACUGUGGACCGCCAGAUGCAGCUGCAUGUACCCAAGAGCGCGAAGGAGGUGGACAAGAAGUGGGAGAAGAUCGAUUCUGCGCGUGACGUUGUCUCGACGGCUCAUCAUAUGAUGUCCGUCGUGCCCAAGACUCCGUCCAAGGGAUUCAUUCUCGCUCCUAUCUAUCACAUUGAUGGGUACCAUGUACGCUGUGGGCCGACUAGUAUCAACGGUGGGAAGGGCCUGGAAAUUGGACGCCGUACUUUGUCGAAUCAUGGCGUGAAGGAUUUCGACUACGAUGCCUCGUUGAAGAAACCCUAUGUCAACGAGGAAAACCCCGCGGCUAUGCACUCGGAUGACAGCGAUGAAUUCGGGGAAGAGGAAAACUCCGACGGGACAGAGGCGAUGAGUGGCUUGGAAGAGGACGAGUGCGACGAUGAUCGUGACGAUGGCUCGUUUAUCCUGGCUUCGGAGGAGAGUGCCGGAGCUGGUGAUAUCGUCGAGGAGCCUCCGAGGAAGAAGCUCAAGAGGGAUGUCGCUACCUCUGGCCCAGCCUCUAGCCAAACUGAGAUGCAGCCCCCGGCCAGUGAGCAGAACGGGCACUCCACCACCAACUUCAGUGCCGCCAGAGCCGUGCGGAAUCUCAAUGCACUCGCAGCUUCCAUUGGUGACGAGGAGACAUACCCGCGUUCCGAAUGUCUUGGUGAUUCCCUGGCCGUCGAGUGUUACAGCGAAGCUACAACGAUCAUCAAUGCUCGAUCCGCCACCGAUACCAACAGCAGCCCUGACAGUGUAAUCACUAGCUCGGCCUACAGAGACGCAGCCAGUCAGACCACACCCAUCGUACCGGGAAAUGUCAUCGAGCAUAUCAGCAGCACUGGCGAUAUCAAGAUCACUCUAGCCCGCGGCGCUGCCCAUGACACCGGGGACCUCACCAAUUCUAUCCAGAACGUAACUCACCACACCGAGCACAUUCUCCAUCAAAUCGAUACCUUCGACGAGGACGACGGGAAAGAAAACCAAGAUCCAUUCCACAGCGCUCGAAACGCCCAUGCCGGCGCCGAUCCCAACCUCGACCCGUCUCUCAGGGAAGUUCUCCAGCACACUGACUCGGACGUACUGGAAGACUGA
Molecule: messenger RNA, 1683 nt
Organism: Penicillium brasilianum
Lineage: Eukaryota; Fungi; Ascomycota; Eurotiomycetes; Eurotiales; Aspergillaceae
Source: the annotation of a GenBank genome assembly